UCGUCUCUGAGCGUGUGACCCAACGCUGCGAAUUUCAGAGUCCCCUACAGAUUGAACCAUGAGGAAAUCGGUGAAUCGUCAGCCGGCGCCGGAGGUUGAGGAGAAUCAAGACAAGGAGCCCAGCUUUGAAGAGCUCAUCAACAUCGAGUUGAUUGAGAGCGGUGAGAAAGAGCGGUUAAUGGAGCUGUUGAGGGAGAGGCUGAUUGAGUGUGGGUGGAAGGAUGAAAUGAAAGCUCUUUGCAGGUCAUUCAUAAAGAAAAAAGGGAGGAACAAUGUUACUGUGGAUGACCUUGUACAUGUAAUCACCCCAAAGGGCAGAGCUUCCAUUCCUGAUUCCAUAAAGGCAGAGCUUCUGCAAAGGAUUCGUACAUUCCUAAUCUCGGCAGCUCUAUAAAGUAUCAUUCAACAUGAUGAAGCUUUUCUGGAAAACUCAUUGGAAUGCUAGUUCAGAAUUGGAAAAGUGCCAACAUAUGUUCAAUUCCUUGGUGGUUGGAGGCAACUGUUAUUUCUUGGCAGUAAAGCUUCAGACUUGAGAAUUGUAUCAAUGUUAUAGAAAGCACCCUAAUAUCACAUUGUGGUUGUAAUGAUAUUCAAUGCUAGUAUUUAAGUAUUUUACUGAUCUACUGAUGUUUUGUGUCGACAGUCACCAUUGAUAUUCACAUACACAUGUAAUUUUUUU
Fragaria vesca subsp. vesca is the source of this 679-nucleotide messenger RNA. Its product is annotated as enhancer of yellow 2 transcription factor homolog. Gene Ontology annotation, molecular function: transcription coactivator activity; chromatin binding. The transcript is spliced from 5 exons. Gene Ontology annotation, biological process: poly(A)+ mRNA export from nucleus; regulation of transcription by RNA polymerase II; positive regulation of DNA-templated transcription. NCBI's taxonomy places the organism in Eukaryota, Viridiplantae, Streptophyta, Magnoliopsida, Rosales, Rosaceae. Bases 59 to 394 code for a protein of 111 amino acids. The record is from RefSeq and is a predicted model, not a curated record. Gene Ontology annotation, cellular component: nuclear pore; SAGA complex; DUBm complex.